UCAUUCUGGACACUAUUACUGUUAUGUUCGCACUUCAAAUAACAUGUGGUAUACUUUGGAUGAUAAUCGGGUAAGUCAUGUCAGUGAACGGGAAGUUUUAAAUCAGCAAGCAUACAUGUUGUUUUAUGUUCGUGACAGGGAAAGUAUUGUUCCAAGAAAACCUGUUGACAUUGCUAAGAAGGAAAAUGUUAAGAGUAAUGUGAAUGGAAAUAAAGAAUCUUCAACUUCAAGCCAUGUCUUGAUGGAAUAUCCAAAUGUUCCUGCAGAAAAUAAAUUUUGUACUGAAGUUGAGAAGAAAAUGUCAAAUGUUGACUCAUUAGGGACUUCUUGUAUGAACGAUAGUCAUGUUCCGCAGAAUUGUAGUGUCAUAUUAGUAGAAAACCAGAUGCAAAGUAAGAAACAUGAAUCUGAACCGCCUUCCAAGGCACAAACACAGGAUUCACCAGAUGGACUUGCCGUGGCUAAAGCAGGACAUGGAUGUUUGUCAUCAUUAGGCCAGUCUGAAAAGGAUUAUAGUCUCUGUAGUAACCUGAAAAGUUUAUCUACUCUAGUUGGAGAAAAAAAUAAUUUAUGUAAUGAGAAUGUAAUUUCGAAAGAGGGAAUUAUAGAUUCUCCUUCAUUAGUGGCAUCAUCCACUAAUCUACAGAUUAGUGAACUUGCUAGUGAUGGAAAAUCUCAGUCUAUGAAGCUUGGAACUUCAAGAACUGGUUUGUUGUCUGAGCAAGCAAGUAGGAUGGUGAAUGGAGAUCUGGUUGUUUCUCAAGGACUGGUUCUGAAUGAGUCAGUAAAUAGAUCAUUGAAUUCAAAGGGUCUUGAUAAAAAGCCUGUAAAAAAAUUGAAAAGAAAGUUCCUUAAGUAUCAGGUUUCUAGAAUGCAUCUUCGUCCAAUCUUUCUUUACGCCGGAUACUUUGGUCCACGAAAGAAGAGUCACAAAAGAAGUAAGUGCCUCACUUUGAGUAAGAAGAAUCCAAAAAAAGACAAGUUGGAUAAGUUUGCUUUCUCAUCAUAUGACUCCAAACCAUCUACACACGGAAAAACUGAUGAAUUUCCUUGCAUGUCAAGUUUUUCGGGAAGUAAAGCAACAAAGGCUGGCUAUAGACCUGGUGUUAAUGUUAAAUCUAAUGAUGAAUCUCUGACAGAAAAUAGUGCCCAAGGGGAAUUUAAGAAGAGAAUUGAUCAGAACUGUACUGUGCUUGCAUCAGUGUCACAACUUGGGAGUGGUUCAGUAGCAAUGGUACAAGAUAGUAGAAGAGAUCAAAUGCAUAAUGAUUUAAUGAGUAUGCUUACUCGAGGUCUGGAGGAGACAGUUGUUGCGCAGUGGGAUGAUAUAGAAUUGCCCUCAUCACAGCCCUUGGGGUCAAAGAAUGACAACUUUGUCAGCAUUGGAUAUGUUGGGGAUGAAUGGGAUGAAGAAUAUGAUAAAGGGAAGAGGAAGAAGAUAAGGGGCUUGAAACAUAGCUUUGGUGGGCCAAAUCUCUUUCAAGAAAUUGCUAUCGAGAAGUCAAAGUGCAAAAGGGCAAAGUUGGACCAAUCUUGUUCAGGGAACCCUCCAUUUAGGAUAUGACGUCCUACACUAUCUGCCUGGUAUUGUUUUGCGGGCAUCUUUUGUAGCAAUUUUGUCAAACGCUGAAAGUAUAAUGGAAAGAGCACCUACCUCCCUUAUUCUUUUCCCCGGUACAAAUUUUUUAGCUGGAUUGUAUCAUCUGUCUUUGUGACAGCCACAGAGGGGUUGGGUUUUCAUGCACCUGUGUUCCUGUUGAACUUUUCUCAUUUUCAGAUUGCAUUUCUGUUGUAGUAGCUGCAAGCCGUAGCUCUGAAAUUUUGUUCAUGGAUUUAAAUUUUGUCAACAUAUUCUGUACGACAAAUUUGUUACUAAGUGUGUAUCGUGUACUCAACUUGUAUUUUACUUUUGGUUUAAGUUUGGAUUAGUUACUAGAAUGGCAUGUACGAUUAAUUUAUAGGAAGAUUUGUUUGAUAAAUUA
Messenger RNA from Vigna radiata var. radiata (mung bean), 1982 nucleotides. Its product is annotated as ubiquitin carboxyl-terminal hydrolase 23-like. The coding region runs from base 44 to 1564 and encodes 506 amino acids. NCBI's taxonomy places the organism in Eukaryota, Viridiplantae, Streptophyta, Magnoliopsida, Fabales, Fabaceae. The record is from RefSeq and is a predicted model, not a curated record. The transcript is spliced from 5 exons.